Molecule: messenger RNA, 2942 nt
Organism: Eubalaena glacialis (North Atlantic right whale)
Lineage: Eukaryota; Metazoa; Chordata; Mammalia; Artiodactyla; Balaenidae
Gene: PTBP2
Product: polypyrimidine tract binding protein 2
Exons: 14
Coding region: 52-1665 (537 amino acids)
Biological process (GO): regulation of RNA splicing; mRNA processing
Cellular component (GO): nucleus
Molecular function (GO): mRNA binding
Source: RefSeq, a predicted model, not a curated record
CGCCGGCUGCGUGGCUCGGUUCUUGUGAGCGAAGCUUUGUCCGGUUCGGCAAUGGACGGAAUUGUCACUGAAGUUGCAGUUGGCGUGAAGAGAGGAUCUGACGAACUACUCUCAGGCAGUGUUCUCAGUAGUCCAAACUCUAACAUGAGCAGCAUGGUGGUUACAGCCAAUGGUAAUGAUAGUAAAAAAUUUAAAGGAGAAGAUAAAAUGGAUGGUGCUCCUUCUCGUGUACUUCAUAUUCGAAAAUUACCGGGUGAAGUGACAGAAACUGAAGUUAUUGCUUUAGGCUUACCUUUUGGUAAGGUGACCAACAUCCUUAUGCUGAAAGGAAAAAAUCAGGCAUUUUUGGAACUAGCAACAGAGGAAGCAGCUAUUACUAUGGUUAAUUACUAUUCUGCUGUGACACCUCACCUUCGUAACCAACCGAUUUAUAUUCAGUACUCCAAUCACAAAGAACUAAAAACAGAUAAUACAUUGAACCAACGUGCUCAAGCAGUUCUUCAAGCUGUGACAGCUGUCCAGACAGCAAAUACUCCUCUUAGUGGCACCACAGUUAGUGAGAGUGCAGUGACUCCAGCCCAGAGUCCAGUGCUUAGAAUAAUUAUUGACAAUAUGUAUUACCCUGUAACACUUGAUGUUCUUCACCAAAUAUUUUCUAAGUUUGGUGCUGUAUUGAAGAUAAUCACAUUUACAAAAAAUAACCAGUUUCAAGCUCUUCUCCAGUAUGGCGAUCCAGUAAAUGCUCAGCAAGCAAAACUAGCCCUAGAUGGUCAGAAUAUUUAUAAUGCUUGCUGUACCCUAAGGAUUGAUUUUUCCAAACUUGUGAAUUUGAAUGUAAAAUACAACAAUGAUAAAAGUAGGGAUUAUACUCGACCUGAUCUUCCAUCUGGGGAUGGACAACCUGCAUUGGACCCAGCUAUUGCUGCAGCAUUUGCCAAGGAGACAUCUCUCUUAGGGCUUCCUGUUGCAGCUGUUCCAGGAGCUCUGAGUCCUUUGGCUAUUCCAAACGCUGCUGCAGCAGCUGCUGCAGCUGCUGCUGGCCGAGUGGGUAUGCCUGGAGUCUCAGCUGGUGGCAAUACAGUCCUGUUGGUUAGCAAUUUAAAUGAAGAGAUGGUUACGCCCCAAAGUCUGUUUACCCUCUUCGGUGUUUAUGGAGAUGUGCAGCGUGUGAAGAUUUUGUACAAUAAGAAAGACAGUGCUCUAAUACAGAUGGCUGAUGGAAACCAGUCACAACUGGCCAUGAAUCAUCUUAAUGGACAGAAGAUGUAUGGAAAAAUUAUUCGUGUUACUCUGUCUAAACAUCAGACUGUACAACUACCUCGAGAGGGACUUGACGAUCAAGGGCUAACAAAAGAUUUUGGUAAUUCCCCACUGCAUCGUUUUAAGAAACCUGGAUCCAAAAAUUUUCAGAACAUUUUUCCUCCUUCUGCAACCCUUCACCUAUCCAAUAUCCCUCCUUCAGUAGCAGAAGAGGAUCUACGAACACUGUUUGCUAACACUGGGGGCACUGUGAAAGCAUUUAAGUUUUUUCAAAGAGAUCACAAAAUGGCUCUUCUUCAGAUGGCAACAGUGGAAGAAGCUAUUCAGGCCUUGAUUGAUCUUCAUAAUUAUAACCUUGGUGAAAACCAUCAUCUGAGAGUGUCUUUCUCCAAGUCAACAAUUUAAAAAAGGGGAGAUGAAGAUUGGCGGUGAAUCACAUUGUUUGGUGUCAACACCUAUUGACUGUUCAGAAAAGUGGGGACCAGAGUUUGAUUUUUUUUGUUGUUUUCUUUUUUUUUUUCUUUUUUCCCAUGCUGUUAUCAUUCCUUGGUUAUAAAAUGAAAUGGCAUAUGUAAAGGCAGAGUUAUUAACUGCUCUCUUUCAUCUGUUCUGUAGAGAAGCCAUUUUUAUUGUCUGUUUAAAAUUUUAAUUUUACUUUCCUUUUUCAACUUAGUUGACAUACGUGCCUUAAAAAGGAAAACUAGUGUUGCUAUUGUGCAUUUACUAGAAGAAAGGAAUUGGUUGUCUAGGGCACAUUGUUAAAUGGGAAUUAACAAUAUGUUUAGGCAGGGGUGUGUAAAAAGGUUAAGUUUUUGUUUCUCCUGCUUGGAACUUAUUUUGAAUUAUUGGCUUGUCACAUUUCUUUAUAUUUAAUCAAAUAAGAUACAUGAUACUGAAAGAAUAAAGCAGCAUUUUUUUAGUUUUUACUACCUUAGGCUUUAUUGCUUUAAAAAAAACAUUGGCCUUUUGUAUCUCACAAUUCUGGUCUAGAUUCAGUUAUGAAUGUAGGCAUUAGUUAAAAUUAACAAGAUGCAGAGUAUUAAUUUCUUAAGACAACAAAGUGAUUUCUGUAAGUUUGAGCCCUAUGUGGAAAGCAUUGUGGAAUCUUAACCUUUUUGUACACACUCUUGUGGGACGUAUCAUAUAAAUGUCAGCACUAAGUAACGUCUUGUUUGUGGCUGAAUAUUUUUCGUAGAUGUUUUUGAAGUUGACAUGAUUUAUGUGCAUUUAAAUAUAUAUUGCCAUCCUUAGUUUGUAAUUAAGAUUUGGAAUACGGUUGUGGAUUUCUGAGCAUGUGCAGACUGGUCUAGCUAGUUCAGGAACUGGUGCAUGUAUUUUUCAAAGAUAAAAGAAAGUGUACUGCGAAAAUUUGCAGGAAGAUUAAUUUUGUGGCAGUUUUCUAAAACUGACAACCAGGUGGGACCAAAGUUUAUGUGCCUUUAGUCUUAAUUUACCUUGCAUUGUAAUAUUCAGUUUUAAUAAAUCUUCAAAAUAUUUUGUAUUUAGGAAUAGAUCUGACUUUGACUUUAAUAAAAACAUGGCUCAGAAUCUACAGGUCAAAUUAAUUUGAACAGUUCUUGUCAAUCUGAAUUGUUGAUUCUGUUUAAAUGACCAAUACUUUUUCAAAUUGAUGUACUUAGUUUCAAGGUUCAUAGAUUCUGUUAUCUAUGUAGACAGAAUGG